CUGAUCUCUUCCAUCCACGCUCCAGCGGUGCCACCGUCAGGCUGCUGCCUGCUGAAGAUCUCCAUCAAGCAGUGAUGUGCUGCGGGAUCUGCGCCCGGUGCGUUCACGGACCGGGGGGUACAAUGGCUUAAGGAUUUUGGGGGAGACUCUGCCGUCGGCUGACAACAGGUCACAUGGAGAAUCCCCGUUCAAACCAAAGCCACCGUAUCAUCCGGUGUUUUUGGGUGAUCAGAGCGCCGCUGUGGACCUGAUGCGGGCAGCUCGUCCUGGCUGCAGACGGAGGAGCAGGUCGAUACCUGCGCCUGAAAAUGUUCCGUGAGGAUCAUGGCUCCUGGAUGACCAUGUUCUUCAGCACCAUCCUCUUCCUCUUCAUCUUCUCACACAUCUACAAUCUCUUCCUGCUGAUUGCUGGAGGGAUGGAGCCCCACAUGGUGACAGACUACAUGGGCAUCAGGAAUGAGAGCUUUAUGAAGAUUGCUGCAGUGGGGACAUGGAUGGGAGAUUUUGUGACAGCUUGGAUGGUAACAGAUAUGAUGCUUCAGGAUCAACACUACCCGGAUUGGGGCAAAGCUGCAAGAAAGUUCUGGAAAAGAGGCAAUAAUCGGAUCGUCCUUUUCUGGACAGUGCUUAUCUCUCUGACCUCUGUGGUGGUCGUAGUCAUCAGCACCGACUGGAUCAGCUGGGACAACCUGAACCGCGGCUUCCUGCCCAGCGACGAGGUCUCCAGAGCCUUUCUAGCUUCCUUCAUUUUGGUCUUCGACCUUCUCAUUGUCAUGCAGGACUGGGAGUUUCCUCACUUCAUGGGUGACCUGGAUAUGAAUUUGCCCGGAAUGUCAACAACACAUGUGAAGGUCAAGCUUCCUGUCUGCAAGAGUAUAUUUAAGGAGGAGUACCACAUUCACAUCACAGGUAAGUGGUUCAACUAUGGCAUUAUAUUUCUUGUGCUCAUACUGGACUUAAACAUGUGGAAGAACCAGAUUUUCUACAAGCCCUACGAGUACGGCCAGUAUGUUGGGCCAGGAGAGAAGAUCUAUACAGUGGAGGAGCCAGAAACACUUGCAGACUUCAACUAUAGCACUCUCACCUAUGAGUGGCGCUCCACGAAUAUCAACCCCAUGACCAACAAGACGUAUGUGGAGCGGGACAUGUUUCUGCACAGCCGUUACACUGGGGCCAGUUUGGACGUUAAGUGCCUGGCAUUCAUCCCAAGCCUUGCAGCGUUUGUUCUCUUUGGCUUCUUCAUCUGGCUGUUAGGGCGCUUUCAGGACAGCGAGACAUUCCCAGAAAACCAAGACAGCACGUAUGAGAGGAUAAAGAGGAAGUCGCCUUCGGAGUACAGUAAGGAAAUGGGAGUGACCCCGGAGGACACACACCUGACUAUGAGCAACAGUCUGAAACGAUGGGGAACACCGAUGCUCCUGUCGGUAGAGGGGCCUCAGUUUGGAGCGACACCGUCUACGAACUCGACUAUUUCAAUGGACACCCAGGAGACGCAUCCAAGCAUUGUGAUCGACAACUCAUCCCAGGAUGAGCCUGUUGUCUCGUUUGAUGUCCACAGACUCUCACCGUAAACAAAACCACAUCAGGAGCCGAAUAAAAGCAGAAAGAAUCCAUCAAGACCUCAGACUGUUACACAGGGUGGCAGAGGUUUUCCUCCUGCUAAACCUUUUUUACACACAUCUGUCUUUUAUUGGGAUUUUAUGUAGUAGACCAUCACAAAGUAGUGCAGAAUUGUAAAUGUUGAAUGAGAGAGAGAGAGAGAAUGAGACCAAAUCAUUCAGAUCAAUGCACACACUCAUAUCACCCAGGAUGCAGCGUGGGUGCGGCUACUGAGGCUGUUCACAUCAACAAAACGUUUUUGCAAAAAGCACAUUUGUAGUGUUCUCAGCAACAAUUUCAAAAGCCUAACAGGAAAUAUUAGGCACCAGCUGAAAAAACAAUUCAGAAUAAAAUCAAUCCACCAACCUACUCUAACUUGACUAGCAGAAACAAAAAGGCCAAACAGAAACAAAGGAGGAUAAAAAAGGGAUAUUUAUGUGCACCGAUAGGAAGUUUUGCCCUAGAAAUCCUCAAAGAAUUCUCUCGUAACCUUUUCUCUCAUGUGCUGGUUCUGCAGCUGGAGUCACAGCUGGGUAAGCCUGGUCCCAGCGUUCAGUGUGAGUGACCUUUUGCAGCAGGUUCCCACCACAGCUGUGGCGUAUUCAGUGUGAGCCUAGCAUUAAAAAUGUUUUAUAAAUAAUGAUUUGGAAAUUAAAUUCAGGCAUUUAUUGCACAUACUGUAAAGUUGCUUUGAAACCAUUCUAAUAUAGAUCUAUAGAUGUGGCUACAUGUUUUGGGUGGUUGUUUAGCUGAAGGGUUAAUCUCUGCCUCUAUUAGGUUUUCCUCCUGGGGUUGUCCUGUAUGUAUCUCUAUAAAUCUUCACUUCACUGUCUUUUCCGAGGAAAAACAUCCCCACAGCAUGAUGUUUCCACUCCAUGCCUCACCAUGAGAGUUAUAUGUCACUUUUUCCACCAUAUGUAGCAUUUUGUGUGUAAUCCAAAAUCUACAUGUUUGCUCUGUCCCCUUCUGUAAAGAGGACUUCUUAUGGCUUUCUAAAGACUAGCUAUUCAAGGCUUUUAGAGUUCAUAGCUAACGGUUGUGCCUUUAGACUGUCGUCUCCUUUAGGCCUGUAAGUUUAGAUGGAUAGGCACCUCUUUGUAGUACGUGACAUAAUAAUGGUUUAAUGAUUUGGUCUUCACAUAAAAUCUGUUUUAAAAUACAUAGAUAACGUGUAAAAUAUAUGAAAAGGAUAUAAAUUGACAUAUGCUUAUUCCUGGCAAUAUAGAUGUCUUAAGCUACGUGACUUUAUGAAAGCAGGUCCUUGUGCUGUCAUAUUUUUCCAAAACCUACUCUAAUAAAGCCUCCAUAUUGGCACUAGUUCUGAUACAGCUAGUCUGAUAUAAGGCAAAUGUUUUAAUUGACCUGGUGCUUGCUUGGAUUUUCAUAAUCUACUUCGGUUUCUGUUAAACUAACGGGUGCCUAUACAGUAUAAAAGAGUGUUUCUACUUCUGAAAUUCCUAGUCGGAACAGUGUUACAGCUACAAUUGUGCCUUGAUUUUUCAAAUGUUUAUACACUGACAGCCUUCUGCUAUGGAAGAUGUCCUAAUUAUGGUCUGCUUGACUAAUCCCUGCUGUAUUCUCCUAUCAAACUGACAAUUGUUGCCUCGUUUGGUCCUUCGCUUCUGUCAUUAUUAUUUAUUCUCUUAUGUUGCUUUUAAUCUAUUUUAAAUGUAUAUCUCUUGUUGGAAUGACACGAUUAUCAGCAUCAAUCUAUGUUGAUGACCUUUUCAUAUCCCCUCACUUGAUAUUAGGAUGGGAGAUAAUAAAUGCAAUCAUCAGAGAUGAAAUAGCAAAGCAACAAGCCGCUCAAUGAUUGCAAAUGUGGCUCCUACUCUUUUCUCUGAAUACCAACCAAGUCGGGAGGUUGGUUUCUUGCCCUUGGCAUAAACAUGCUAUUGAAGUGAGGGGUAUCUUUUUUUUUUUUUUCUUUAAAGCUCAGUUCUUCUUUGUGUCUAAAUAAUCUUUGAAGGUUUUUGGAAGCGUUAUUUUAUCCUGGUAUAUUUUUGAAUAUUGUUCAGCUGGCACAUUAUACUGCUGCUCCAAACUCAUUUUAUAGCAGCAGUAUUUAUCUUCCCAGUCACUUUAAAGGUGUCUUUUUCAAAGUUUCCUUGUGCUACAUUAUGUCUUUGUAAUGUAUGUCUGCGGGAGACGGUCCAAAAAAAUGUGCCCUUAGUCAUUUCUUUGCCUUUAAAGUGCAAAUAGGAAUUAAAUUAUUUAUGAGUUACAGGUUUUCUCAUGUAUGUUAAAAAAUUCAGCAAGUACUUAAAAUACUAUGUGACCAAAGAUUUCAAUUAACUCUGUAUUUUAAAUCUAAAAGGAAUAUAGUAGAAUUCUUCCGUCUUGCUUGUCCUGAUUUUAACACUAAAUGUGGUAGGACACAGUCACACCCCAUGGUGUUUAAAGGAAAACACGAAUACUGCCAACUCAUCCUCCACCGUCACAACUAUGAAAAAAUAAAAAAAAACUUGAUAAGACGUAAAAGAAAAAUGUCAAUAAAACAACAAAAAACCUAACGAUGAUACUGUUAAAGUAAAUUAUAUUUUAUUGCAGUAAUAUUACUGUCAUGUCAAAUUUUUAAUAUUCUAUGUUCAAUUUAAGCACAUUUAUUGAAUUGAAAAAAAAAG
Cyprinodon tularosa is the source of this 4223-nucleotide messenger RNA. It is a transcript of the gene tmem117, whose product is annotated as transmembrane protein 117. Bases 309 to 1571 code for a protein of 420 amino acids. The transcript is spliced from 7 exons. NCBI's taxonomy places the organism in Eukaryota, Metazoa, Chordata, Actinopteri, Cyprinodontiformes, Cyprinodontidae. Gene Ontology annotation, biological process: intrinsic apoptotic signaling pathway in response to endoplasmic reticulum stress. The record is from RefSeq and is a predicted model, not a curated record.